Molecule: messenger RNA, 255 nt
Organism: Cooperia oncophora
Lineage: Eukaryota; Metazoa; Nematoda; Chromadorea; Rhabditida; Trichostrongylidae
Source: the annotation of a GenBank genome assembly
AUGCUGAGUGACACCUCAUCUGCCAACUCUCACCAGGUAACCGACCUGUGCCAUACCAGACAUCCCGUAGAAGAUCACGACUAUAUCCAUGCUAACUGGGUGGAUGGUUAUCGGGAGCCUAAGAAAUUUAUCGUCACUCAGGCUCCUCUAUCACGAUCUAUUGAUCAAUUCUGGAAGAUGAUAUGGCAAGAGAAGAGCUUAAUUGUGGUGUCUAUGAUACAAACAGUCGACAUUCCCGGAGCAGAGGUUCGGUGA